AUGGCGACUUCGGAAGGUGGACGCGAGCCUCGCGGUAGGCAGUCUCCGUCGCGCUUCCGCCCAACGGCCUGGGCGCUGGUUCUGCUUGCGCUUCUCUCGGUCGUCCUCUCCAAGAGUGGACGCCUGUCGCAUCGAGUGGCGGCUGGCAGGGGGAAAGCGAAUCGAGCGGGGGAGGAGACAGCGGCCUUCUCUGCUGGCGCACAUCCGCUGGGCCUUGGGGCGACGACUCCUCUGCUCGCCGCAGCUUCUGCGCCGCGCACUCCUCCGCGCCGGCUGUCUGCGGAGGCCUCGGUUUCCUCGCCUGCUCCCGCGUCUGCUGAAGCUUCGCCUUCUCUCGGCAGCCGGUUGAUCUCCUUUCUGUCGGGAAAUCCGAAAAAGGAGGGCCCUGACGGGCUCGAGAAAGCUGCCGAGACACAAACGCCAGAUGAAGGGGGAAGCGCCGCCGCGAACCCGCUUGCCGCCGCCGCGCCUGGCGACGAGGCUUCUCCCGCGGUGUCGCCGCCGAGCAGCGCAGCGGCCGCAGGCGCCUCCGCUUCGGGCGCGAACGGCGAGGGCCCUAGUGGAGCCCCAAGCGGGUCGCCCCCCACCCCAGAGGCGCCCGUGCAGGGGCAGGAGGCGCAGAAGCCAGACGCUCUGGAGCGAGCGGAGACGAGCACGAAGACUGAGGCGCAGCGGGCGGCGGGCUCUCCGGACGGCGAGAAAGCUGCAAGCUCCUCCUCCUCGUCUCCCUCGCCAGACUCCUCUAGCGGCGCGGAAACGCCCGCAGGCGACAAGCCUGGCGAGCACGCCGAGGCCUCCUCUGCGGCCUCGCAGGGCGCGCCUGGCGCCACGACUUCGCCGGCACCGCCUCCGCCGGCUGUUGUGAUUCCCGCGGUGCUUCAGAAGGAGAGCGACACCCACGGUGGGCACAUGACGCUCACGAUUCCGCUGGAGGCUCUGCCUGGCUUGGCGUCGUCUGGCGGAGAUGUCUUGCCUCCGCUGUCCCUCGACACCGCCGGCAGCCCAGUGACCGCGAACGGCUCCUCGCCCCCGUUCCCUUCCCCCACGGCCGCGUCGGCGCCGGCGUCGGGCGAGAGCGCGGCGCCGAAUGCGACGUCUGCACAUGUCGCGCGGGGGGAGGCAGAGCCUGCGCCUGCGCCGGCGUCGCUCCCGCCUCUGCAGUGGCUGCAGGCGCUGGAUGGGGGGAAGCUGGGGGAGGCGCUGGUCGUGGUGAAGGCGCGGAAGGACGAGUCGGAGAAGAAGGGCGGCGGCGCGAAGAGCGACGCGGAGUUGGCGCAGGUUCUGAAGGUGCUUCCCGAGGGCGAGAUCUUCCGCGAGGGCAGCGGAAAGCUUCCAGACGACAUCUACCUGAUCAGCCACGUGUCGGGUGCUGAGAAGCGCGGGCGGCGCGGCCUGCCGCUGGCUGCCCAGAAGGCGAUCGGCGGCGACGAUGGCGGCGCCGAGGAGGGGGCGACGACGCCUGCGUCGUCGUUGGAGGACCUCAGCAGCAACGAGCGCGAAAUGGUGCUUAGCGCCGGGCUUCUCACGUUGCUGCUCGUCCUCUCGGUCUCCCUCGUGCUUUCUCACGUCUCGCGCAAGUGUCGGUUGCGUUGGCUCCAGAUGCCCGUCUGCGCGACGCUCCUCGGGCUGCUCGUCGGCGCGGUUCUCAAGUUCGGUCUGAAGGUUCAGGGACCGAUCCUCGGCAGCGUGCUGGCGAUGAACGAAGACGUCUUCUUCGUCAUGCUGCUACCCCCCAUCAUUUUCGAAGGGGGACUCAGUCUGUCGGAGGGGUCACUGUCGGUUCCUUUCAUGCGGAACUUCGGCGCGAUCAUGUGGCUGGCGUGCUUCUGCACGAUUCUCUCCUUCUGCUGGGUUGGGGCGUUCAUGUUCUUUGGAGGCGUCCUCGGCCUCUCGAUGGCGCUCACCGUCCGCCAGGCCUUCGCCUUUGGAGCCCUCAUCAGCAGCACCGACCCCGUCUCCGUGCUCGCCCUCUUCAAAGACCUCCACGCAAAAAAAAUUAUCCACGCCCUGGUGUUUGGGGAGAGUCUGCUCAACGAUGCGAUUUCCAUCGUCCUCUAUCGCACCAUCGCGAGCGAAGACACCGCCAGCGUCGGCUCCGCGAUCCUCGCCUUCUUCCUCACGUUCUUCGUCUCGCUCGCCAUCGGCCUCGCAGUCGGAUUCUCCUGUGCGCUGACCUACAAGUACAUGGACCUGCACAAGCAGGAGAAUCAAACUCUCGAGUCUGCUCUUCUUCUCCUUUUCCCCUGGAUGGCCUAUCUGGUCGCAGACGGGGCGGGCUACUCUGGCAUCGUGGCGAUCUGCUUCUGCGGCGUAACCAUCGGGAAGUACGCCGUGCCCAAUCUCUCAGCUUCCGCGCGCGCAACAUCGCGAAGCGUCUUCAACUCCUUCGCGCUGCUCGCGGAGACGGUUGUGUUUGUCUUUCUCGGCCUCGCCGUCUUCUCCUUCGAUCAGCCGCGCGACGAGGAGUUCUCUGUCGGGCUUUACGUCCUCGGGUUCAUCGCAACCUUCUCCGCGCGGGCCGUCAGCGUCUACGUGACGUGUGCCAUCAUCAACCUCUUCCGCGCGACGGCGAAAAUCACCCCCUCGCAGCAGCUAGCCUUGGUGUUCUGUGGACUCCGCGGCGCCAUAGCGUUCGCCCUGUCGGAGCGAGCCGGGCGCGAUUUCGGCGGCAAGGAAGGCGCCGCGCUGCUGUCUCUCACGCUUUACCUUGCGCUGUUCACCAUUCUCGUUCUGGGCCCGUCUCUCGUGUUUAUUUUGGAUCGCCUGGGAAUUUUCGAGAAGCGCAGUCCGCACCGCGCGUCUUCUCUAGGCGGCUGGUCGGAGGCUGGGGAACUCUGUCGCUCGUCGUCGGACUUCAGCGCGCGGAGAGGCGUCCCUGGAGGGGCUGGCAGCGACGAGGAUGAGAUCGGUGACGACGAAGGCAGCCUCGAAGCCAUGACGCGCGGAACGUGUGGAGGCCUCAAGAGACUGCUACUUCAGAUGGAUCGAAAGUUCAUGAUUCCGCUCUUCACUCACAGCGACGGCCGCCACGAUCCGCCAGUUCGCGCGAGCUCGCGGCUGCCGCGUCCGCUUUCUUCCUUUUUCUUGUCGUCUUUCGGCAGGCACCGCAUCGCUUCGCCGGCUUCUGCGUCGACGUCGAGUGCGUUUGCGACGUUCGCGGGGCUCGGACUGUCCUCGAAGGGCUUCUCUGCGUCGCCUGCGCCUGCUCUGCGCACGUCUCCGCCGGGCUCCGCGCGCUCGCUAGUCGGGCAGCGCAUGCGCGUCGGUUUUUUCUCCUCGUCGCCAGCCUACACACGGGUGCCGACCUACGCAGGCAGCUCGCGCAGCAGCGCCGGCAGCGGCAGCGGCGGCGAUCUGUCGCGCGAGGCGAGCCGCGGUCUCUCCUGGGAUGGGCUGCGGCGCUCGCUCGGCGUCUCCAGCGCGGCGCUCGCCGCACGGAGUGUCUCGAUGCGCAGAACUCGAGGCGGCGACCCCGAGGUCCAAGAGAUGGCGGUCUUCCGCGAAGGAGGAUCGGCGCCUCGCCGCUCCAGUCAAGUCGGCAAACACCCAUCGCCCGCCGCGAGGGAGCGCGGCGAAGACGACGGGCGGGAAGGCGGCUGGGGGGCGGCAGCCGCGCGAUCUUCCGCGUCGCUGAGCGACACCGAGGAGGGUGGGGAGAGGGCGCGCAGCAGCUGGCGGCGUGGGCGAGGCGCGUCUCGGGGCGACGCAGAUAGCGCCGAAGAGGACGUGGAUUUGGGUGAGACUGCCAGCGAAGCGCCCACGAGAGAAGACGAGCUCUGGCGAGACACGAGGCGAGGCAGAAACGGCUUCUACGCCGUGGCAGAGGAGGGGAAGGAAGGUAGCAGUCCGCAGGACUUCUCUGAGGCGGAGCAAGCGGGCCUCGUGACCGUGGUGGGCGCGUCGGCGCGCGCGUCGCCGCAGUCGCCUGCGUCUCUCUCGUCUCCCUCCUCUGCGCUGCUUUAUUCACCAGCGGCGGAAAGCGAAGAACCCUGCAGCGGCGUCUACUCAGAAGGAGACAGCAGACUUUUGCGCGCGGUGCGGGCACCCGCGGAGGAGGCUGCGCAAAGGAACGGCGGGCCUCUCCCUGUGCUCGUCGGGCGCGCCAGCGCGGGCGCGGGCGCGGCUGCAGGCGGCGGGGCCUACCCUGUCGUCGGGCUCGGAGACUUCGAGGGCGGAGGAGGAAGAGACGGCGCAUGGCGGGGGCAGAAGCGGGAGCCGGGAAGCCCCUCGGAUUUUUCAGACUUCGGCAGCGAAAGCUCUGGGAACGAAGACCGCGUCAACAAUGGUUUGACAGAGGUCGUCCUCGGUAGCGAGCGCGCCGAGGCAAACUGGAAGUCACGAGUCCGCGACGGCGGAGAGCGAGGAAGGAGGCACGAAGACGACCAGGCAGCCUCGGGCGAGGAGAAACUCACGAGUCUGGAGAACGGGGCAGUGGCGGAAGGAAACGGCGACAGCAGAACUGUCGCCUCUCAGCGGAACCAAAGAGAUGCGGCAGAGGACCGCGGCUAG
Molecule: messenger RNA, 4509 nt
Organism: Besnoitia besnoiti
Lineage: Eukaryota; Apicomplexa; Conoidasida; Eucoccidiorida; Sarcocystidae
Product: Na+/H+ exchanger NHE3
Exons: 9
Coding region: 1-4509 (1502 amino acids)
Biological process (GO): regulation of pH; proton transmembrane transport; sodium ion transport
Cellular component (GO): membrane
Molecular function (GO): sodium:proton antiporter activity
Source: RefSeq, a predicted model, not a curated record